GUCCCAUCAAGUGUUCCUACUUCUAGCACUGUAAGACCUCCAGGAAGUCAGCCCACUGUGAUCUGUGGGAGCUCCAGCAUGAGGGUGCUUCUGCCAAAUGGGUCUCCUGACUGGGUCAACAUAAUAAAUAAGACCAGGGAUAAGGCCAAGGUGGUGUCUCAACCAAGGAGCUGUGGCUACGUAUUGGAAAGAGGUUACAACUAUCUUUCAUUCACUACGUCGUAUCAAGCUUGUGAUGUUAAAAUUUUGGGUGGUUUUUAUGUGCUCACUGUAAUUUAUGCACCAGAAGUUGGUCCUGAACUGGUAGUGAAUAUGAAAUGCCCAACUGCUUCUGGAGAUAUUAGCGUCACCACCCUUCCUCCACUAACUUCCCAGAAGCCCUCCACUAUUCCUCAAUCCCCUACGGUUUUCUGUGAAGCAGCCGGCAUGAUGCUGGUAUUGCCUGGUUUGCACUAUGAAAUUCAAAUACUCGACCAGGCCAAUGAGAGAGAACCUGUGAAUUCUGCAUCCCGUGUAUGUGGGUACAUAGUGACAAAACGUGAUGGAAAUGUAAUUUUUUCAGCUCUUUACGAUGCAUGUGAUGUCCACAUUCAGCAUUACCAUUAUGCACUGACAGUGCUAUAUAAACCAUCUGGUAAACCAUGGAAGUCUGUAACUAUGAGAUGUCCAGUCAAGGUGCCAACAACUGCUCCACCUACAAAGCCUACUGCACUAAGCUCUGUAACUUGCAGGGCUAAAAACAUGAUGGCAAUGCUACCAGAUGGGCCUACAGACCAAGUCAAAGUAAUUGACUCAUUUGGUAAAGCAGUAGCUGUGAGUGGAGCUUCUUCAGAGUGUGGUUAUGGGCUGACGAAAGUCAAAGGGAAGAUACUGUUGACUGUUCCAUAUAAUGCAUGCAAUGUUUAUGUGGAGGCUGGGGAUUAUGUCCUCGUGGUGCGUUACCAACCUAUUGGAGGCAUGCAGAUGUCCAUGACCCUCCGAUGUCCUGUUGGUGAUCAGAUAAAAACUACCUCCCAGGGUCCCACCACUGCAACAAUUACCACCUUUCUCCAUUCAACUAAAAAUACUACUACGUACCAUUCUGAACCCACUUCCAUGCCCACUGCUGGUCCUUCUCCUCCAAAUGUAGUGUGCAGGCAAAACAGCAUGAUGGUAAUUCUGCCAAAAGCCUUGCCAGAUAGUGUCAGAGUAAUUGAUCAAUUUAUGCAGGAAGUGACUGUGAUAACGGCUCCAGUGAGCUGUGGGCACCAGGUUGUGAUUGGUUAUCAACAGGUUGUAUUUAUUACUCCCUAUACAGCUUGCGAUGUCCGCAUUAUGGGUGGCUACUAUGUUCUGGCUGUACGCUACAAAACUAAAAAUGGGCAGCAAAUGAACGUGUCUAUGAAGUGUUCCACUACUUCUGGAGAUGUGAGGUUUACUACAACAGUUGCUCCUACCAGUGUAAUAAAAAGUACGCCCAGAGCACCAAGUGUUCUUUGUAACGCCUCCACAAUGAGUGUGCUGCUUGAUGGAUCUUCAAGAGAGGUCUUUGUUCUAGAUAACCUGAAUGAAGCCAUGCCCAUUAACCAGUUUCCUUCAAGGUGCGGAUAUGUGCUCACAGGAAAACCUGGUGGUUUCCUCCUGACUGCACAAUACACAUCUUGUGAUGUCAGAAUCGAGAAUCAAUUCUACAUCCUUAAUGUGCUGUAUACACCUACUGGUGGAGCUGAAACAUCUGUGACUAUGCAAUGCCCAGUCAUUCAACCACCAACAACCAAGUCAACCACCACAGCCAUGCCAGUGACCCCCAGUGACCCUUUAGUGAUUUGCCAAGGAUUCAGCAUGGAAACAAUAUUGCCUGCUGGGCUGCUUAGUCAGGUUAAAAUAACAGAUUUCUUCAGUCAAGGAAUGGCUGUAAACCAGGCUCCAAAAGAAUGUGGCUAUGCACUCCGAAAACAAGGAGAAAAAAUCAUUUUCAGCACUCCAUACAAUGCUUGUGAUGUGUAUGUUCAGUAUAAUAGGUACAUCUUGACUGUGCUGUACCAACCUUAUGGACAUCCCCAGAAGUCUGUGACCAUGAGCUGUCCAGUUGUUGAGCCAACGCAACCCACCAGUGCUGCUACCACCAUCACAAAGCCUACAACUUCCAUUCCUCUACCCAAAGCCCUGUGCAGAAGGUCUAGCAUGAUGGUGGUUCUGCCGGGUGUUGCUCCAGAAAAUGUUAAAAUAAUAGAUAAGCUUCACCAUGAGGUGCCGGUCAUCACUCUACCCAGAAGCUGUGGCUACACACUUGUUAAACAAUACAAGCAACAGGCCUUUGCCUCCCUAUACACGGCAUGUGAUGUCAAAGUAAAGGGUGGCGCUUAUGUUCUUAUGGUCGUCUAUACAACUCCAAGUGGUGUGAAAAUGAAGGUUCCUAUGAAGUGUCCUACCACUGGAUCCCUUUUUCCAACUACACUAGCUCCAAAAACAAGCAGCAUUUGGACCACACCUAGUGCUCCUAUUCUGGUCUGCAAAGCUUCAAACAUGAUGGUGUUGCUUCCGAUGGGCUCCAUAAAUGAUGUCAAAGUAAUAGAUCAAAAGAACGAGGCAUUGCCUGUGGUUCAGGCUCCAAGAAAGUGUGGAUAUGUACUCGAGAAAAGGUCAAUCAAUCUUGCCUUUUCGGCCCUUUAUACUGCCUGUGACAUGAAAAUCUUGAGAAAUCAUUACGUUCUGCAUGUACUGUACACACCUUCUGGUGGUAUGGAGAUGUCUAUGACAAUGAGAUGCCCAAUCAAAGUGCCUACAACUACAAAGGUGCCAUCUACUACCAGUACACUUACCACAAAGGCUUUUACUCCUACUGUAAUCUGUCGCAGUUCUAGUAUGAUGGUCACUUUGCCUGAUGGCUCUCCACAGUCUGUCAGUGUCUUAGAUGUUCUUGGUGAGCAAGUGGCUGUGACCCAACAGCCUUCAAGCUGUGGAUAUACACUGGUAAAAAAACAAGAAAACCUGCAGUUCACUGCCCUUUAUCAAGCUUGUGAUUUGCAGAUCAUAGGUGGCUCCUAUAUACUUCUCCUAAUAUACCAGCCUCAAAGUGGGCCACAAAUAGUUGUCCGGAUGGAAUGCCCAGUUACUUCUGGGGACCCAAGGCUGACUACAGCUGUUCGUGCUACUAUCACAACCAGCACCAUAAUACUGCCCACCUCUGCAACACCUACUGUGAUUUGCAACUCUACCAACAUGACAGCAAUGCUACCAUAUGGCUCUCUUGAUGCUGUUGAGAUAAUAGAUCUUGCUCAUGAGGUGGUUCCUGUAACCCUGACUUCACAAUGGUGUGGAUACACACUAGAAAGAAAGCAUGGAUAUCUAUCAUUUGUUGUUCAGCACACUGCAUGUGAUGUCCGUAUCGUGAACAAUAAUUAUAUAUUGAUGGUGCUAUACAAACCAACUGGACGGUCUAUGAGGUCUCUGACAAUGAGUUGCCCCGUUGGCAUCCAGCCGACUAUGACCACUACCCUCUCCAAGCCUUAUACCCCAAGCCCUCCAGUGACUUGUGGUAAUUCUAGUAUGAGUGUGGCAUUGCCUGAUGGACCUCUAGAUCAGGUGAAAAUAGUAUCUUUCAAUGAAACCGUUGCUGUAUACGAGGCCCUUUCAAAGUGUGGCUACAUUUUAAGGAGAGUGGGGAGAAAGAUGGUCUUGAAAGUACCCUAUGACGCAUGUGAUGUUUAUACAUGGCGCAAUAACUAUGUUGUGAUGGUGCUAUAUAUGCCUGCUGGCGGGGUUCAGAACCACGUAACCAUGAGAUGUCCAAUAAUUAAGCCAUCACCACAGACUACCACCAUGUCGACAAGGAUAACCACACGUAGUCCCUCAAGUGCUGUGAUUUGCAGAGGCUCAAAUAUGACUACUGACUUACCUGAUGGUGCUUUGGAAGAAGUUUAUGUAAUUGAUAAACAUUACAAAGAAGUUUCAGUAAUUACUCUUCCAAAAAGCUGUGGCUACACACUAGUGAAAAGAAAUCAUCAACUGUCCUUCACUGCACUAUACAAAUCUUGUGAUGUUAGAAUAUCUGGUGGCUUCUUUUUGAUUAGUGUCAUUUACAAGCCUAGAAGAGGGUCACAAAUGGUUGUACAAAUGAAGUGCCCAGCAAGUGGAGGUGAUUUGACACAAGCUACCACAACAGCAGCAAUUGCCACCAAGUCCUUGCCUCCCCCUCCUCCUAUAACGUGUAAAUCUUCAAGCAUGAUGGUUGAACUUCCUGUUAAAUCACUCGAGGAUAUUCUGUUAAUUGGUGAUUCUGAAGAUACUGCUGUUCUACAAGCCCCAGUAGCUUGUGGCUAUUUGCUGACUGAAGCUUUUGGCCAUGUGACCCUUUCCACUCCUUACAAUGGCUGUCAUGUUAGUCUUCAGGAUAACCAUUAUAUUCUGGAAGUCCUCUACAAACAUAGUGGUGAGAUGUGGAUGUCUGUGACAAUGCGCUGUCCUGCUCGAGAUCUUCCAGUAACAGUGACAGCUGCAUCAGUCUCUCCUCCUAAAGUGGUCUGUAGAUCAUCCAGUAUGAGGGUCUUAUUGCCUAUUGGAUAUGCAAAAGAUGUUCACAUUCUUGAUAGGAACUUGCAGAAAGUGCCAGCCAUUGCUGCUCCUGAACACUGUGGCUAUGCUGUGCAGAAGGGUCCCAACUAUGUCUCCUUUAGUGCACUCUACACUGCCUGUGAUGUGUCCAUUGUGCACCACCAUUACGUACUGACUGUCUACUACAAGACUGCUAGAGGAGUCUCCAUGGUAGUGGAUAUGAAAUGUCCCCUUCUCUUUACACCAAGCACACCGGUUACUGUAAAGCAUGGGAUUCCUCCAGUAAUGUGCCACAAGUCUGCAAUGAGUGUAAGGCUGCCUACUGCCUCUGUGCAACUUGUGAAGAUCCUAGACAAAGUAGGUAAAGAAGUAAAGGCAGUCAACCUGGCAAAUAAAUGUGGCUAUCGUCUAGUCAAAGAGGAGAGGGAUGUCUAUUUCAGCAUCCCUUAUGCAGCCUGUGAUGUCAAGAUAUUGGAUCACCAUUAUGUGCUAACUGUGAUCUACACUUCCUUUGCUGGGCACAGAAAAGUGAUGCGAUUGAGGUGUCCUGUUCCUGCACCCUCUCCAAUUGAAGCUGGAGUGUCUUGUUUGGAGGACUGCAUGUCCAUCGAGCUGCCAUUGGGUCCUCUUAAUGAAGUUAAAGUAGUUGAUUCCUUUUACAGCUUGGUAGUAGUGGUUAGCCAAGCUCCCAAAUCUUGUGGGUAUAGCCUGGUGGAGGAAGCUACAAAGCUCAUCUUUACUGCUGCUUAUAAAGGGUGUCAUGUCAAGACUGUGGGCAAACAUUAUGAGCUAACGAUUGUUCAUCUGACCAGUACUGGAGAAAAGCUGCAAAAGCACAUGAUGUGCCCUGUACAGAGGAUUGUGGCUCAUCAAGGCUGCAACCUACCAAGGAAUAAACAAGUGACCUGUGGUGGUCCUGGUGCUAAACCUCAAUCCUGCUUGGCUCAUGGAUGCUGUGUGGAUGAAGAAACAUUGCACUGCUAUUACCCCAUGGACACAUGCACAGCAGACGGUCACUUUGUCUUUGCGGUUUACCGCACUGCUAAUAAACCUGAAGUGGACCCAGCAACGUUGGUGGUUUCGGGCAACAAGUCUUGUCUCCCUGUGAUCUGCACUCCAGAAUUUGCCAUCUUUAAAUUCCCAGUGGCCGGCUGUGGCACUUACAUCUUUGUCAUUGCUGAAACUACAAUUUAUGUGGCUGAAGUGCAAAGCCUAAUCAGACGCAAGCUGCAAAUGUUUGGGCAGAUUACAAGAGACAGUCCAUUUCGUCUUCAGGUGGAAUGUCGCUACUCCAAAGGAAGUCUGACUAGCACUGGCUACUUGGUGAUGAAUGUGUCUCCUCCUCCUGCUUCCAUUUCCUCUGGGCAACUUGGAGUUUCUUUAAGAAUUGCCAAAGAUGAAAGCUACACUUCAUUUUACCCAUAUUCCCAGGUACCUGUUAUCUUAUUGUUGGGUAAGGAAGUCUACCUGGAACUCCAACUUGUAAACCCACCUGAACCUAAUGUGGUGUUGCUGGUACAUUACUGCAUUGCUUAUCCUCGUCGUUCAAUGAAUACCUGGGUACUCAUCUAUGAAGGGUGUCCAAAUAAAGAAUCUGCUGUCAAUCUGAUUCUGGAUGAUAUUGAGGGGCAUCCCUUGCCAAAAUAUCUCCGGCGCUUUGACCUCCACACAUUUCAGUUUCUGGACCCAAAGAGUCGGGAACAUCUGGAUGAAGAGGUUUACUUCAUGUGCUCAACUGAAGUUUGCUCACCCUCCUCUCAAGUUUGCAAUGAAGGAUGCUUUGAUGGAAGAAUAAUGGCAACCCCUGCUUCUGAUGCUUUUGAUGGACACUGUUCAGGAAAGUUUUGUCCCAAACAUGCGAUCAUUGCCAAGAGAGCCAUUGAAGGGUCUAAAGCUGUCAAUGCGAUGUUCAGCUCCAACAAUGUUCCUGCCCAAGCUCCUGGUAAUCUAUUGGCCAAAUUGAUCCUUCCACUGGUCUUGGGACUCCUUUGCCUGAUUACUGCUUCAGCAUUGUUAAUUUUCAGGAAUCUACACCACCUUUGCAGACAUUAA
Molecule: messenger RNA, 6585 nt
Organism: Polypterus senegalus (gray bichir)
Lineage: Eukaryota; Metazoa; Chordata; Cladistia; Polypteriformes; Polypteridae
Exons: 42
Coding region: 79-6585 (2168 amino acids)
Biological process (GO): prevention of polyspermy; binding of sperm to zona pellucida
Cellular component (GO): egg coat
Molecular function (GO): acrosin binding; structural constituent of egg coat
Source: RefSeq, a predicted model, not a curated record